Messenger RNA from Gambusia affinis (western mosquitofish), 3295 nucleotides. It is a transcript of the gene vimr2, whose product is annotated as vimentin-related 2. Gene Ontology annotation, biological process: skeletal muscle organ development. Gene Ontology annotation, cellular component: cell-cell junction; Z disc; sarcolemma. Bases 528 to 1817 code for a protein of 429 amino acids. The record is from RefSeq and is a predicted model, not a curated record. The transcript is spliced from 11 exons. NCBI's taxonomy places the organism in Eukaryota, Metazoa, Chordata, Actinopteri, Cyprinodontiformes, Poeciliidae.
UAUUUAAACGUGUUGGAUUCACGUGUUGGAUUCACAUGUUGGAAAACACAUUUAUGCGUUUUGUAGAUAAAUUUUAGAAUAUUGUACUUAUAGAUUCAUAAAGUUUCAAUAAGUUUAUCUGUAAAUAUUGAAGAUGAUUUCUUGCUGGAGGCGCAGACUGUUAAAGCUUUACAUUUUAAGUUUGCCAAUAAUACUGUAAGCAAGCGUACGGGGAGCUUGCCGGAAAUUACGUGCGCUGUAAACAACCGUCCUCCACUCCGAACAGAAGAGCCGAUCCGAACGAGAUGGCGGUUAGUGUUAAGUCCCGAUCCGAACGAGAUGGCGGUUAGUGUUAAGUCCCGAUCCGAACGAGAUGGCGGUUAGUGUUGUAGUACCGAUCCGAACAAGAUGGCGGUUAGUGUUGAAGUCCCGAUCCGAACAAGAUGGCGGUUAGUGUUGAAGUCCCGAUCCGAACGAGAUGGCGGUUAGUAUUGAAGUCCCGAUCCGAACAAGAUGGCGGUUAGUAUUGAAGUCCCGAUCCGAACAAGAUGGCGGUUAGUAUUGAAGUCCCGAUCCGAACAAGAUGGCGGUUAGUGUUGAAGUCCCGAUCCGAACAAGAUGGCGCCCAGUUUGGCGCGGCUGACGCCAUUUUUAUCCCGACCCGAUCCGGAGCCAUGGCCAUGCUCAGAGUGUCCUCAUACCGCCGGCUGUUUGACUACGACAGGCAGAGUCCUAACGGAGGGCCGAGGCUGCACCAGGCCUCCGCCAGGUGUGCCUCUGCUGACAAAUGUGGCUGUGAUAAAAUAGACCUUGUUACAACCAAAGCUCUGAACAAAGCGGAUCUAGACCGGUUCGUCCAGGAGCGGACCACCAUGGCUGCCCUCAACGACCGGCUGGUCAAACUCAUCGAGUUGGCUCACUGUUUGGAAGAAGAGAACGGCUCUCUUGAAUGCCAGAUUGCUGAUCUGGAGGAAAAUCUGAACGGUCAACCCGCCUCCACCGAAAUCACCUCCACUGCAGCGAAACCAAAGUUCAGUUUGGAGGCGGUGGUGGAAAAACUGCGCAGGCAGAGGGAUGAGAUUAUUUGUGACACAGAGGAGCUGAAGGAAGAGCUUGAAUGUCUCCAGAAGGAGUUUGAAAAAGCUGCACAUCAGAGGAUCGUCGUCCAGCAGGGACAACAAGAUGCUGCUGAGGCGGUCGAUGCUGUGACUGCAGAGUGUUUGGCUCUGAGGGACCAAGUGGCCGUCUACAAGGAACAGCUGGCCAACAUGGAGACCCAACACAAGAUGGAGGUGGAGAGCCAGCUGCAGCCAGAUGAAAGGGCGCUGGCUGCAGCUGUGGUCAGGUUUGGCAGCCCUGACAUCACCCCAGUCUGGGAAGUGAAGGAAUACCACCGCCAGCUGGCCGAGAGCCUCCAGCUGGAGUUUGGGGCGCUCUCCUCUGGCAAAAGCGAUGGAAAGAAACUGGAAGCGAGAGGAACUGGUGGGUCAAUGGUCAAAGACCCGACAGAGAUAACUGAUGUGGACGAGAUGAAGACUCUGAUUUCAGAGCUACAGAAGGAACUCGAUGACCUUGAGAAGAGUAAUGAGGAGCUGUUGGAUGAAGUUGAGGUGAAAGGGGCUGCGUACAUGGAUGAGGUUGAAGAGUUGGAGUUUACUAUAACAGAAAUGAAGCAGCAGGAGGUUGACUUCAAAUCCCAGAUGAAAGAGCAGUGUGAGGAGUACAGGGAGCUGCUCGGUCAGAAGAUGGCAAGAGACAUGGAGAUUGCGGCCUACAGGACUCUGGUGGAGGAAGAGGAGGUGAGACUCUGCAGCCUGUCACUCGGCCCGAUCCGAUAGGGCUCUGCUGGAUUCUGCCCUGAUGCACGGAUUAGAAAACAGACCAGAAAACACGACAAACGGACCCAGAAUGAGCACUUUGAUGAAGCUUAAGCGUAGCAGCUCUAUCCACUGACAGAUUGAAGCCGCCCGGAGGCCUCAGCCAGCUGAUAACGGGUCGCAUGCAGAUGACCUGGAGACCAAAAUGGAUCGGUCUGAAACCUGUAGGAGGCUCAGGUCUGGCUCUAAUAUUCCUUUGAAGUGGGUUUUAUCUCCUUCAGCUCUCUGAUUCCCACACAUUUGGUUCCCUUUUUGUAAAACAAGGUUCAAAUUUAAAGGGGAAGUAUUGUGUAAAAUAUAUUUUUUUUUGAUCUUCAUAUAAUUUUAGAAUGUUAUUUCCUUUUUGGAGUGUUGUCUUGAUUCUUUCAUGCAUGUUUGAGGAAUCCUUCAAUCUCCAUGGCAACCAUUCAGCUGUGCACAAUGCCUGGGUGGACCUAGCCCCGCCUUCGAGGACAAACCUGCCCCUCAGAGAUGCAGUUUCAGAGCUUUCUCCUCACAGAGCAGCUCUACUUAGCCCAGCUCCUUCAGACUAGCCGGCAGCAAUUAGCAAACACCUGGUGGAAGUCGUUAUAGGAGCUACUUCUCAGUUCAAUGCUGGUAAAAACGAUGUUAAAGUGUUAAUAAAGGAGCAAGUUGCAAGCAGAGCAGGUGUUUUUAAAGAGACUGAGGCCCAAUUUAAAGGUGUUAAAUUACAAACUAAAAAUUUAAGUCAUAUUUGAUUUUUAUACCAACUGAGGGAAACAUUGUUGCUUAAUUAUGCUAAAAAAAACCAACAUACUGCCCCUUUAACCUCAAAACUAAAUUUUCCAUUUUAUCGCCUUAUUAGGACCGACAAGUCUGAAUUCUUCAAGCAAAACAAAAAUCAUAAAGUGGUUUGAGUUUCUGUAAUGAAUAUUGUUUUGUUCUAAUAAUGAAAGAGUCACAAAGAAAAUAGUUUUGGUGUUACCUGUUGUAACGAUGCAGUUUGCGCCUGGAGGACACAUAAUGCCGCCCCUUUAAAAGCAGAAACACAGAGCCACCUCGUCUGUCACUCAAACUCCUUCUGAUUGCCACCUCUUAACCUUUGACCCCGUUGCUGUAAUCAGACACACAGACGGGCUCCUCCUCCGUCACUGAAAGCGUCCCGCCUUGCUUUUGUUUUUACAGUCAGGUCUGCAUGCUGCUUGUGAGAGUAAGCUGUGUUUGCUUAGCAAAUGGCUCGUGAAGUUGUUUUUGUGCAACCUUCAACAAGUGAGCACCUGGAUCUGAGUGAUUCAUUGUUUCCUCCUCGAGAACCAGUGUCCCAAUUUGAUGUCAUUUCACAAAAAAGUGUUUGGCAAAGCAUUCCUCACUAAUCUUUUCCUCAUUGUUAGCAUCAAAGCUGUCUGUUAUCAAUCAUCCUGCACAAGCAUUAAAAUGUACUUGGGAUUUAGAUUAAAUAAAACUGAAUGCCUGAAAAA